This is a messenger RNA of Humulus lupulus (European hop), 2243 nucleotides long. RefSeq names its product probable mediator of RNA polymerase II transcription subunit 26c. The coding region runs from base 497 to 1591 and encodes 364 amino acids. The transcript is spliced from 9 exons. Lineage: Eukaryota; Viridiplantae; Streptophyta; Magnoliopsida; Rosales; Cannabaceae. The record is from RefSeq and is a predicted model, not a curated record. Gene Ontology annotation, cellular component: nucleus.
UCUCUUUUUUUGUCUUUCUUUCUCUCUCAUAACCCACACUAAACCAAAACCUCAAGAGGGAGAGAAAGCAUCCAACAAUAUCGUGGUGGCUAGCUGCUUCAUCUUAGCUCAGCAUACCCAAAAUCCAAAAUCAAUUUCAUAAAGAUUUCAUUCAACCCCAAAGAGGAAGUUUGUGUUUCCCUUUUUGUUGAUAUUAUUAUUAGGGUUGUGUUUGUUUGGAUGAAUCGAAAUUUCGAGGUAGAUCAAUGAAUCGGUGCUUUCCAGAAAGAAUCGGAGACUUUCCGCGUAGAAUCCUCUGACCCAGUUUCAGCUUUCCCGGAAAAUUUCCAGGGAUUAUAAUAUUUUCGCGCCGAAAUUGAGACCACUACGACAACGAAGACGAAGAAGACGACUUUUAGAGCUUGCAUCCGGGUUUUCAGAUCUACCUUCUGUUUGGAACCUGAGUUUAUAUUUUCUCUUUUUCGCCAUUGUUGAUCAGUCGAUCAGAAUCUCGAGAAUGGACUACGAUGAUUUGCGUACCAUAGUAGAUAGCUCUGGCGUGGACGUGUGGACCCUUAUCGACACAGCGAUCGCUGUAGCUUCCAUUGAUUACGGCAGCGAUCUGAAGAAACGCCGAGACGGCAUAGUUGAGCGUCUCUACACGGCGACUGCGACUUUUUCAGCUCCUACUACUAAUACUACUGCUGGGUUCCGAAACAUGGAUGCCACUGAUCGGAGGAGUCUUUCUCCUCCUCGGCAAUAUGACAGGGAAUCCAAACCCUCCGCCGUAAAGGAGAGGGUUUCUCCGGCGACGCCCGAGUCUAUUGGAAGGGUGGAAGAGGAAGAUAACGAUGAUGAGGGAUUAGAUCCCUAUGGAGGUUUGUUCGACGAUGAGCAGAAGAAGAUUAUAGAAAUCAAGGAACUUCUUGAAGAUCCUGACCAGUCGGAAGAUAGCUUGGUUGGAUUGCUUCAAGGUCUUGCCGACAUGGAUAUAACUUUCCAAGCUCUCAGGGAAACUGAUAUUGGGAGACAUGUUAAUCAUUUGAGGAAGCAUUCAUCAAGUGAAGUUCGGAGAUUGGUGAAGCAACUUGUCAGGAAAUGGAAGGAUAUUGUGGAUGAAUGGGUAAAAUUGAAUCAACCUGGAGAACGUGCUUCUGCAAUCAUGGAUGGAGACUCACCGCCACAGAGAAUUCCCCAAAAUGGUCAUCACCAGGUUCCUGAUUUUGCAUACUCUCCUAACCCACACAAUGGAAGUUCUGGAUCAGAGAGGAACAAUUCAGAGCCUGAACGCAAGCCAAAAGCAGUCCCUCCUAGGAGAGAAACUCCAUCAAAACCAAUCACUUCAUCUGCCCUACACUCUGAUUCAGCUCUUCAAAAUAGACAAAAGAGGGAACAAAGAGAAAGGGAACAAAGAGAGAUCAAUUUUGAUGCCGCAAAGCUGGCUUCAGCAAGAAAACGACUCCAAGCGAAUUACAAAGAAGCUGAAAAUGCUAAGAAGCAAAGAACUAUCCAAGUGAUGGACAUCCACGAGCUCCCAAAAGCAAAGCAAAAGAAUGGCUUCUUUGCUAAGAACAAAGGUGGGAGCAGUAGUUCUAUUGGCAGGCACUGGUGAUGCCUGAUAACAAAGGCUCUCUUUUGGGUCAGCGGAGAACAAAAAAAGAGAAAGAAAAAGACUGAAAACUGCUUAUCUUUUUCUAUUACAUUUUUUAUGAGGCAAAAAAAAAAAAAAACUUUUUUUCUUCAAUAGUUUCUUUUUAACUUUAAGAAAAAUAUAAAAAUUUGCCAAUUUUCUCUAGUGAGAAUGCAGCCAAACAUGUACAUACUAGAAGGAGAAGAAGGGCUUUUAAUAUAUAUAUAAUGACGUUUUUAUGUGAAUUUUAGGAGUUAAGUUGGGACUAAAUGAUUUGGAUAAGACAAUGCCUCCGAACUCCGAAGUCAGACGCGGUUUUCUCAUAACGCAAUUUAAGGGUAGGGAUUAAAAUGGGCCCACGGGCUGGCGGGGUGGGUCCCUCUGGGCUUUGCUUGAAGGUCGUAGUCGAUUCAAUAGAUAAUGGGGUCUCGCUGGAGUUUAUGGUGUCUAUUGCACGUAUAUUUAGUAGUUUCUACUUUAUUGUAACUUUAGUGGCACUUGGGUGGAGUUAAGUCAACAAUUUUCAUUAUUCUCUCUUCCUUGUCGAACCAUAAGAUAUUAAGUGGGUCCUACCUCCAUGUUAAAACGAGUAUAUUAUUAUAUUUCAGACGAUCGGAUAAGAUUUUGAAAACAA